This is a messenger RNA of Didymosphaeria variabile, 1257 nucleotides long. RefSeq lists its product as uncharacterized. The record is from RefSeq and is a predicted model, not a curated record. The coding region runs from base 1 to 1257 and encodes 418 amino acids. The transcript is spliced from 3 exons. Gene Ontology annotation, molecular function: acid phosphatase activity. NCBI's taxonomy places the organism in Eukaryota, Fungi, Ascomycota, Dothideomycetes, Pleosporales, Didymosphaeriaceae.
AUGGUCCAUCGCCACGGCAGCCGCUAUCCCGAAGUGACAGGUACGGAGCUACAGCUCGCACACAAGCUCACAGACGCGAAGGGAAAGUUCCAAGCCCAUGGAGCGCUGUCCUUUCUCAACGACUGGCGCAAUGUGCUUGGCGCUGAGAUCCUCGUACCCGUCGGCAAGCAGCAGCUAUUCGACUCUGGCGUCCUCCAUUACUACCAGUAUGGCCACCUGUACCCGAACGAUGGCAGCAAGAUCAUCGCGCGUACGACCACGCAAAGGAGGAUGUCGGAGUCGGCAGAGUACUUCCUUGCCGGAUUUUUUGGGCUGGGGUGGACGCAUAACGCGACGUUGGAGCGGAUCAUCGAGAGCAGGGGUUUCAACAAUACUUUGGCAGGAUACAAAGCGUGCAAUCGAUCGAGCUGGGCUGUCGGCGGGCAGACUUCGCGAGAUUGGGCUCAGGUGUAUCUUAAGGAUGCACAGAAACGCAUACAGGCCAACUUAACAGGCGAUAUAGACUGGACCAUGAACGAUACUUAUAACGCACAAGCUCUCUGCGCUUACGAAACCGUCGCGGUCGGCUUCUCCCAUUGGUGCGGCCUUUUCACCUACGAGGAAUGGGAAGCUUUCGAGUACAGUCUCGACAUCGCUUUUGCUGGCGGCACAGGCUUUCUCUCUCCCGUCGGCCGAGCCAUCGGUAUCGGCUAUGUUGAAGAAGUGCUUGCCCGCAUGGAGCACCACGUGCUGUCGUCGCCCACCGCGCAAAUCAAUACCACGCUCGACAACAACACCGUCACCUUCCCCACCAACCAAAACCUCAAUUUUGACUUUAGCCACGACUCAAAUAUCAUUAGCAUCCUCGUCGCCUUCGGCCUCACUCAUUUCGCGGAGUACCUCCCGCCUACUCAUAUCCUGCCCGACCGCGAAUUUAUAAUGGCGUAUCUCGAGCCGUUCGCUGGACGCCUUGAUAUCGAAGUCAUACAAGCACCUGCUCCGAUCAACCCGAACCGUUCCGUAGCGCUUGACGAGGUGUACGAAGGCGGUCCUCCGACCUCAUAUGUACAUUUCGUGCUUAACCAACGGACUGUGCCGCUAGGGACGAGUCUGAAAGAGUGUGGGAACAGAGAUGAUGGGUGGUGCGAGAUGAAGACGUUCUUGGAGGUGCAAAAAGUGCAAGUUGAGAAGGCGGAAUUUGAGUGGGCGUGUUUUGGGGACUAUGAGAUGCCAGAGUAUGGGGGUGUCAGGGAUGGCCGACCACCGAGGAAAAGAUGA